Molecule: messenger RNA, 609 nt
Organism: Menidia menidia (Atlantic silverside)
Lineage: Eukaryota; Metazoa; Chordata; Actinopteri; Atheriniformes; Atherinopsidae
Source: the annotation of a GenBank genome assembly
AAACUGCUACCGUAUGCGAGGCCGAGAGCACUUCAAGAAGUGAAUAAACACCUCUGCAACAGAAAGAAAGAUGAGAGCAAGUCAGAUGUGUGGGUCGUUGUCAGCUUUCAUCAGAGCCAUCUUCAUAAUCGAGUGUCUGCCGACAGUUGUAAGGGGAGAUGGACCAGAUCCUGAGGAGCCUUUAGAUCUUACCUUCGUCUUGAUCGGCGUGGGGAUCGGCCUGCUCUUUGUUGCCGCUUUCAUUCUCUCCAAGUUCUGCUUGAUUAGGAAGCAAGCGUUCGGAAAACAGGAUUGUGGCAUGAAGAGGCCCUCAGAGCCAAACAUGGUCAUUUUGAAACAUCUCAGCCAGUCGCAACAUUCGGCGGAGGUGGUUUCCAGUGACAUGCAGGGUUAAAGGUCGAGCUCCAUGCGAAACUUGGCAUCUGGGUGAAGGGUCAGCCCGUGUGGCCCCACGUCUCCUCUAGUUUUGCCGGAACUUCAACCCCAAACCUCUUCAGAGACACGUCACUGUGCAGUCCUAUAGUGAAUAUCUGUGGAGGAUGUGCUCUAAUUCAGUGGUUGGGAGUUCUCAUCGUGUUUAAAAAGAUGAAUAAAUAAAAAAAUAAGCCC